Impatiens glandulifera is the source of this 2644-nucleotide messenger RNA. RefSeq names its product proline-rich receptor-like protein kinase PERK1. Gene Ontology annotation, molecular function: ATP binding; protein kinase activity. Lineage: Eukaryota; Viridiplantae; Streptophyta; Magnoliopsida; Ericales; Balsaminaceae. The record is from RefSeq and is a predicted model, not a curated record. Gene Ontology annotation, biological process: protein phosphorylation. Bases 409 to 2325 code for a protein of 638 amino acids. The transcript has 8 exons.
GUGAGAGAGAAGACAAACAGUCGCCGCUUUAAGAAAGAGAAAUACGACGGAUUUAAAUUUUGUUUCCGGCUGCCGGAGUAAAAGACGGCGAGAUUAUCGGGCCGGUCGUGUGGGUCCCAUUUCUCAAUCGAUUUCUACUCCAUCUUCAUCUUCUCACUCACAUGGGGUAGUGGGUAUGGAGAACUGUAGAGAGAGAAAAUGAUAAAAAGGUAUGUCUCUCUCUCUCUCUCUCACCGGCCUAAUUCCACCAGCAAAGCAUUAGGUUUCAAAAAAAAGUAAAACUUUUCCAUUCUUUCUUCCACAUGUGUCUCAAGGAUUACGCCCGAUCUAGCCUUUGAUUCAUAUCCUUAAACUACCCAGAAGAUUACUAGAUUUUUUUUUGAUUUAGCAAUAACAAAUUUCUUAGAUAUGUCAUCUUCUCCGACAUCCUCGCCGUCUCCGACGACAUCCCCUCCUACCAACACCACAUCCCCGCCGUCUCCUCCGGUUGCUUCCCCACCUCCUACAUCCUCGCCACCGCCACCGGCAUUAUCUCCACCGCCAUCUUCUUCUCCACCGCCGCCUUCAUCACCAGCUCCAGCUUUAUCUCCUCCGGUUCCCGUCACACCGCAACCUUCUCCCCCGUCGCCGGCAACCCCAACCCCAACUACCCAUACGCCUCCGUCAAAAAACCCAUCGCCACCGCCUCCGCCGCCAACGAGAUCCUCACCUCCGCCUCCGCAUCAUUCAUCGAAUACUCCGCCGCCGCCGCCGACUUCGAGCUCCGACUCGUCUACUAUAUCGACGGGUCUCGUCGUCGGAAUUGCAAUUGGCGGCGUUGCUAUUCUCGCGAUUUUGAGUCUUCUGUUUAUUUGUUGUUGCAAGAAGAAGAAGAGAAGGAGAGAUCAUGAUUACUAUGUUCCGCCUCCUCAUGGUCCUAAAGAUGAUCCAUACGGAAUCCAAGGGCAACGGUGGCAGCAAAAUAUUCCACCGCCGGCGGCGGCAAAUCAUCACGCAGUUGCAAUGCCGCCCAAACCAUCUCCUCCAAUUCAAUAUCAACCCCGUCCGCCAUAUUCUCCCGGCCGUCCUCCUCCACCUCCGGCACCUCCACAGGCCUUUAUGAACAGCGGCGGUGGCUCAGGAUCCAACCAUUCCGUUGGAGAAGGAAACCUAUCUCCGGGGAUGUCAUUGGGUUUCACUAAAAGCGCGUUCACUUAUGAGGAGUUGUCGAUGGCUACUAAUGGAUUUUCAGAAGCAAAUCUUCUUGGACAAGGUGGAUUUGGAUAUGUUCAUAAAGGAAUUCUUCCAAAUGGAAAAGAAGUUGCUGUUAAACAGCUUAAAGCUGGAAGUGGACAGGGUGAAAGAGAAUUUCAUGCUGAGGUUGAAACUAUUAGCCGUGUUCAUCAUAAACAUCUUGUCUCUUUGGUUGGAUAUUGCAUCACUGGAUCUAGAAGAUUGCUCGUUUAUGAGUUUGUUCCUAAUAAUACUAUGGAGUUCCAUUUACAUGCAAAGGGAAGACCUCCCAUGGAAUGGCACACAAGACUGAAAAUUGCUCUUGGGGCUGCAAAAGGACUUGCAUAUCUUCAUGAAGACUGCCAUCCUAAAAUCAUCCAUCGUGAUAUUAAGGGUUCCAACAUUCUCCUAGAAAUGAACUUUGAGGCAAAGGUUUCAGAUUUUGGACUUGCAAGAUUUUCAUCUGAUCAGGAUACUCAUGUCUCAACCCGGGUUAUGGGAACCUUCGGUUAUCUAGCUCCUGAAUAUGCGUCUUCGGGUAAACUAACCGACAAGUCCGAUGUUUUCUCCUACGGUGUUAUGUUGUUGGAAUUGAUUACUGGAAGGCGUCCGGUUGAUUCUACUUAUGCUUUCAUGGACGAUAGUUUGGUUGAUUGGGCAAGACCUUUGCUGACACGAGCAUUAGAUGAUGGAAAAUUGGACGAUCUCGUGGACCCACGAUUACCAAAGAGUUUCAAUCAAAACGAGAUGUCUAGAAUGAUUGCUUGUGCCGCAGCUUGUGUUCGCCAUUCUGCAAAACGUCGCCCUAGAAUGAGCCAGGUUGUAAGAGCAUUAGAAGGAGAUGUAUCAUUGUCUGAUCUAAACGAAGGCAUAAGGCCCGGACACAGUACAGUUUACAGCUCUUAUGGAAGCUCCGAUUACGAUGCCAGUCAAUAUAACGACGAUAUGAAGAACUUCAGAAAGAUGGCUUUUCCGAGCCAGGAGCAAGGCAGUAGUGAGUAUAGUGGUGGGAAAACCACUAGCGAAUAUGGUUUGAAUCCUUCUGGUUCGAGCAGCGAAGGAAUUAAUACCAGAGAAAUGGAAUUGGCUGCUGGGAAGAGGGUUCUGCAAUGACAAGUUUCGGUUUAAUAUGUAAAGGAAAAAACAAAAACAAAAACAAUAAACAACUACUACUGUUUGAUGGAUUGUUUUGGUCUUGACUUGACUAACCGUAUUAGAGUUUUACUAUUUUCUUCAAAUGAUUUAAUUAUUAUAGGCAGAACAAUGCAGAUCUUGGUUCAUUUUAUUAUUAUUAUUUUUUAUAUGCUUGAAUAGUUUAAUGAUUUUAGUUUGGCAUCUUUUCCCAUUUUGUAACAAAUUGCUUAUGUCUUUACUGGUUGUAAACUAUGUUCUUGGACAAUGUGAAUUUUUUAUUUGGUUAGUUAACUUGUUU